AUGUCAGCGGAUACCAGUGCCACGAGCAAGAUUAGUGGUUCGUCGUUGUUUGAUGCAAGUGCGUUUGAGUCGUUUGGGUUGCACGGCUGUGGCCAUUCGAUGAUUGGUGCUACGCCUGCGGAGCAGCACGAGGCUUUGCAGCAUGGGCGGGUGUCUGGCAGCGCUUCGUCGGUUUCGUCUUCGUCGUCUGUUUUGUUGGGGGAGCUUGUUUUUGACAAGUUUACCUCCGCGGACAGUAUGGGCCAGCAGGAGUUACUGGUAAAGUCGGAGCAGGAGACGCCGCCGUUGUUCUCCGGCGACGCCAACACUGUGGAGCUCAGCUCGCAUGUGGUAGAGAGUUUCUUUGAGUCGAGUUCUGAUUCGACUCCUCUGCUAGGGUUGGACGGAGUCGACCACAGCAGCAAUCACAAGGAGUGGUCGUCUUUGUUUGACGACGAUAUACCCGUGACAAUAGAGGAUGUGGCCGAGGCGCAGAGUGUGAUGACGAGCGUUGAGGUGGAUAUGAACACUGGUUUUUUGCCUACUCCUGUGAUUGAGAAUAUGGAUCUCAGCGAUGAUGAAAAUAUCUUGGCACUGUCGUCGUCGGCUCUGGCUGGUGCAGGAGGGGCGUCAGCUCCAAAAAAGGGCAGCGUGGUGUCAAAGAAAAGCUCAUUGAAAAAGAGAGCAUCAUCGUCUUCUGGCUCGGUAAAGUACGACCAUUUGGGCGUCAUCAGCUACAAUCGCAAGCAGCGUGCGGGUUCGUUGACCCCCGUUGUUCCCGAAUCCGAUGAUCCAGUGGCUUUGAAGCGCGCCAGAAACACGGAAGCUGCAAGACGUUCGAGGGCCAGAAAGCUUGAGCGGAUGAACCAGUUAGAGGAGAGAGUUGAAGAACUACUUCAGAGAAAUAUACAAUUGGAGGAUGAAGUUGGAAGAUUGAAGGAGUUGCUGAAAAACCAGUCCUAG
Messenger RNA from Eremothecium cymbalariae DBVPG#7215, 942 nucleotides. It is a transcript of the gene GCN4, whose product is annotated as amino acid starvation-responsive transcription factor GCN4. Gene Ontology annotation, biological process: positive regulation of cellular response to amino acid starvation. The record is from RefSeq and is a predicted model, not a curated record. Gene Ontology annotation, molecular function: DNA-binding transcription factor activity, RNA polymerase II-specific; RNA polymerase II cis-regulatory region sequence-specific DNA binding. NCBI's taxonomy places the organism in Eukaryota, Fungi, Ascomycota, Saccharomycetes, Saccharomycetales, Saccharomycetaceae. The coding region runs from base 1 to 942 and encodes 313 amino acids. Gene Ontology annotation, cellular component: transcription regulator complex. The transcript has a single exon.